Molecule: messenger RNA, 1032 nt
Organism: Cyprinodon variegatus (sheepshead minnow)
Lineage: Eukaryota; Metazoa; Chordata; Actinopteri; Cyprinodontiformes; Cyprinodontidae
Product: syntaxin-11-like
Exons: 2
Coding region: 143-991 (282 amino acids)
Biological process (GO): exocytosis; synaptic vesicle fusion to presynaptic active zone membrane; intracellular protein transport
Cellular component (GO): plasma membrane; synaptic vesicle; endomembrane system
Molecular function (GO): SNARE binding; SNAP receptor activity
Source: RefSeq, a predicted model, not a curated record
ACAUUUUACUGAAGUCAUCGCGAGCUGCCAGAGCCAUCGCAGCACUGGCUGGAACUAAAUCCUAUUUACACGAUCGGGAUCAAUAAGGGAGCACAAGGAAACAACUGCAAGUUAUCGACAGAAAACUUACAUCGGUUCAACCAUGAGAGACAGACUGGGACACCUGAAUAAAGCCCAGACUGAUUCUGAAGGCUUCAGCACUGUGGAGCUGACAGGCCUACCAGAACAUGAAGCAGACUCGAACCCGGAUCUAGAUGGGAUCCUGAAGGAGGCCCAGGGAAUACGUCUGGAAAUCCAGCAGAUCCAGAAUGACAUCAGUGAGCUGAAGGAGGUCAACUACCAGACAUUAAACAAGACUUCUUAUCCUGCUGCCAAUAAGAGGAACUCCAACGCAAUCGGAGCGGACAUAAAGCGCAGAGGAGAAGCAGUGCUGCAGCAGUUGCACAUGAUGAACGGUCUCCGAGGUGAGCUGGAGGCCCAGCGCGGCUCCUCUGACCCUACGGCUCGCAUAGCUCGAACGCAGUACCACUAUCUGAGCAAUGCUCUGCGGGAGGUAAUGUUCAGCUACAAUGAUGUGGAGAUGAGCCACAGGGAGGCUUGUAAACGCCACAUCCAGAGGCAGAUGGACGUGGUGGGGAGGGAGGUCAGCGAGAAGGAGCUGGAGGAGAUAAUAGAAGGUGAGGAGGUGUGCGUCUUCAGCAUCCAUGAAAGGGGGAAAAGCACCAGCUCUGCCCUCAUGAACAUUGAGAACAGACACAGAGAGCUGCUGGAGCUGGAGAAGAGAAUCGAGGGGAUCCAAGAGCUCUUCUUGGACGUGGCUGUGCUUGUUGAGGAGCAGGGAGCAGGAGUGGAAAACAUUGAGAAAAACGUCCAGAGCGUGGAGGUGACCGUUCAGGAGGGCACCUUCAAGCUGGAAAGAGCCCUGGCUUCAGAUAAAAGCAACCCUUUCAAGAAGAUGUUUUGUGGCUGUUUUCCAUGUUACAACAAAUAACAUUAGUUUAGCUUUUUAAUAUACAAUUAAAGCUAUAUCUG